AUGGGGAGGAGGGGCAAAGCGAAGCGAGUCCAUGUGCUUCAACACCAACCGGAUCUUGCCGAUGUCCCGCCCGGGAAUCCGACGGCGACAAAGACGGUAUUGAGGUGGUCGAGGUUGUCGAUCGUACAGUGGAGAGCGAAUCCUCGUGACGACAGUGAUUCGUCAGAGAUUGAAAUGUUCGUUGCUAGUGGCGGUGGAUUCCGUUGUUGGGCAAAAACAGAUGCCUUUUUUGGUUGGUGUUUGGGUGUGGGUUUUAUUGGUAUCAAUGGCAUCUCCGAGUUCAAGGAAGCCUUCAGCCUAUUUGACAAAGAUGGCGAUGGUUGCAUCACUACCAAGGAGCUUGGAACUGUGAUGAGAUCCCUGGGACAGAAUCCUACUGAGGCCGAGCUUCAAGACAUGAUUAAUGAGGUGGAUGCUGAUGGUAAUGGAACCAUUGACUUCCCAGAGUUUUUGAACCUAAUGGCCCGGAAAAUGAAGGACACUGAUUCUGAGGAGGAACUGAAAGAGGCAUUCCGUGUUUUUGACAAGGAUCAGAACGGUUUCAUCUCUGCUGCAGAGCUGCGCCAUGUGAUGACACACCUUGGCGAGAAGAUGCCUGAUGAGGAAGUUGACGAGAUGAUUCGGGAGGCUGAUGUUGAUGGCGAUGGACAACUCAAUUAUGAAGAGUUUGUGAAGAUUAUGAGAAGUUGA
This is a messenger RNA of Fraxinus pennsylvanica, 690 nucleotides long. The record is from the annotation of a GenBank genome assembly. Lineage: Eukaryota; Viridiplantae; Streptophyta; Magnoliopsida; Lamiales; Oleaceae.